UUUUCACGAAAGGACUCGACAGCUAGUCGCCUUCACCUACCAUGUGCUGGUGGUGAGUUCGUUGGGGCCGUGUGGAGCCGCUCUUGAUUUCGCUGGCCCUGGCAGGUUCCGGGGAGUUCCAGAGCCGGGGGGUUCUUUGUCUCCCUGAGGCUGCAAUGCAGGUUUGCAUCUAGCAGCGCGGUUUGAGCGGUUCGAUUCCUCUGAUUCUCGUUUCGUUGUGCUGAGACUGUGCGGUUGCUUCUUGAAUUUGAUUCAAGAACUAGGCCGAUCCUGCCUGCGCUGUGGCUGCUGUUCUUCUUCUCUAGGUGUAUGAUAGGACGGUUGCCGCUAGCCAGGAAUUGGUGAUGGAGCAGAAGAAAGCAAGACCAGCAGAGGAGCCUGCCCGGUUGAUGUGCGAUGAUGCGCUAACGGAGGUCUUCCGUAGGCUGCCCGCCCGUGCACUCGCUGCUUGCAGGCUGGUGUGCAAGUCCUGGAUGUCUGUGCUUACGGAUCCGCACUUCAUCCACGAGCACCUUAGGCGCGGCCAGCAGAAGCUGCUUCUCUUUGCGAACGACCGGGUGAUUGACAGGUCGCUCGCCAUGGUGCUCUCGGACGACAACAAGUCCAUGUACCAGCUGUCGAGGCCCGCGGCGUCUCAGAGCGUGUUUGUGCACAAUUCGUGCAAUGGCCUGCUGUGCCUGGGUGACAGUACAGGAGCGGUGGAGGUGCUGAACCCGACGACUGGUGAAUCUCUCGUGUUGCCAAUGCCAAUGUACACGGCUGGGAGCAGCCAGUUCUCAUCCUGUAAUUGGCACUGCUUGGGGUUUUGUCCGAAGACGAGGGAGCACAAGGUUGUGCAUUUCUAUCCAGGAUCUCAUAUUGAUUCGUUUGAGGUGCGCUGUGAGAUAUACACGAUUGGAGCUGGUGUCUGGAGACAAGUUGGGAGCUUCCGUGGUGCUCCGACAGAUAGAGGGGUGCAUGUGAAUGGAACAGUGUACUAUCUGACAAAGUUCCGCUACAUUGCUUCAUCUCGUAUCAAUUGCUUGAAUCUUGAGAGUGAAAAAUUUGAUGUGAUGACGCUUCCUCCACGCAAGUCUUAUGGAGGGCAUUGUUCUUUGACAGAGAUUGAGGGAAGGCUAUGCUUGUUAGUUGUGGAUGGUGUACUUGAAGGGCCACCUCGGACAAUGGACAUAUUGAUGCUCAAUAGCGAUGAUAAGCAGAGCUGGACUCCCAGAUACCACUUCUCUUUGCCUUGGUUGAUGCCUUCUUGUUAUUUUACUCCGAAACACACACUCUUCCAUGACAGGAAGAUUUGGGUGCAGUUGUUGGCUAGGAACCUCUAUUGUUUCGAUCCAAGUUCAGGUUCUGAAGAACUGACAGUAGCCUGGCCAGAGCUUGACUUUCCGUUUAGCACACAUACUUUCAUUGAGAGCAUAGUUCCUCUGCGUAAAGACUACUUCAUCAAGCAGAUACAGUGACAGUGGUGUUGUGCCCCUUGUUUUCAAGGUGGUAUUCAGUUUACAGCAAUACAGUACCUUAAUUGUUUCUUUUUUCUUUUAUGAACCAAGCUGUUAUUCAGCUUAAGGUGAUGUGCUAUUUUGGAUUCUAAUUAGUGAUAAUAAAUGCAAUCUCUAAACAUUUCUGACCA
Messenger RNA from Setaria italica (foxtail millet), 1627 nucleotides. RefSeq names its product putative F-box protein At2g02030. The transcript is spliced from 2 exons. The coding region runs from base 345 to 1457 and encodes 370 amino acids. Lineage: Eukaryota; Viridiplantae; Streptophyta; Magnoliopsida; Poales; Poaceae. The record is from RefSeq and is a predicted model, not a curated record. Gene Ontology annotation, molecular function: protein binding.